Stylophora pistillata is the source of this 765-nucleotide messenger RNA. Its product is annotated as angiopoietin-related protein 7. Lineage: Eukaryota; Metazoa; Cnidaria; Anthozoa; Scleractinia; Pocilloporidae. The record is from RefSeq and is a predicted model, not a curated record.
AUGCUGUUUUUUGCUCUUUUCUUGACGACAAGCCUUUUAACGCUUGCAGCCCCGUUAGACUGCCACAACGACAUUGAAAACUCUUGUAACGGAACAUCAGUAAAAGCGAAGGACUGUGCUGACUUGUACAAGUCUGGCGGAAGAAUCAGCAAUGUCUAUUCAAUCGAGCCACGUGAUGGUUUAGGCGCAUUUGACGUAUUUUGCGACCAGACUACCGCUGGUGGAGGGUGGACAGUUCUUCAGAAGAGACUUAAUGGCUCCAUGGAUUUCAAUCGUACCUGGGACGAGUACAAACAUGGUUUCGGAAAUUUCUUCACUCACGAAUUUUGGCUCGGACUGGACAAGAUCCACCGCUUGACAAGAAAUGAGACGGCAAACAGACUUCGCAUAGAACUGGGAGUAACUAAUGAAGAGCCACUUUACGCUGAGUAUGGUUGCUUUGGUAUUGGAAACGAGAGCACCACCUACCGACUGAAACUCAGCCAUGGUUGGGGUGGGACUGUCAAGAAUGAUUCUUUUGGUUUCCAUAAUAACUUCUCUUUUGGCACUUGGGAUAGAGACCCUGCUCAUGGCAAGUGCAACAAGGAACGUGGAGGAGGAUGGUGGUACAGUAAAAAUUGUGUGGUCUCGUCAAACCUCAACGGUCUUUACCCAAGCAGUGGAACUCCUCUCGGCAACAUCCACUGGGAUGAUUUAGGAAGUACUGCUGAGGCAAGUGCUCCUGAAAACACUGAAAUGAAAAUCAGACCAGUGGACUUUAAAUAG